CCCGAGCGCAGUGCGACGUCGCAACGCGCCACGUGCGGUGUGUGUGAGAUCCGAACGCGCGAGGGACAGAGAGAAGAAGAGAGAGAAAGAGAGAGAGAGAGAGACCGUAUAUUAUUAUCGCCUGCAAGACAGCGCUACAUCCAUCGCUUCCUUCCGGUCCAGCUUGCUGCUGCGUCUCUCCAGGGUGCGGUAUCACGUAUGAGAAGAGAAGGUGUGACAUACAGUGCUGCGUUCGCUUGGGAUUGAGUACUUUUUUCUUUUUGUGGUGAUACGUGGAGUGAUGCGGAAGAUUCCUUUGUGCUAAAGAAUCCACGAUCAUCAUCAGUGCAAUAUCAAAGAACUAUAUACAUAAACUUAACAUGAGAUCGAGUUCAUCGUUCAAAGUAUGAUUCGAGUGCGCUUCAGCUCGUGAGAGAACCGCGUUAAUCGUCGGGACUCGGGGCGACACGGUCGAAGCUUGCGGGACGUUGCUGUUCCUGCUGGUGUUCUGUGCUUACUACCGAGGAACAUUGACAACAUGUCUUACUUGGCCCUCGACUCCAAUGCCUGGCAGGUAAGUUGUGACUGGAGAACUCCUCUAAAUCAUUCGUUCAAACGUCUGGGAUAAAGCCCAAAAUGACAUUUCGUUGCGUGCCGGCUUUUCAAAACCUUGGAAGCGCUGACUGCAGCGCGCCUUGGGACCGUCUGACGGGCCAUGGCGGCAUCAGUUCACUUGGAGGCGGCAACAGUUCGCCGUACUCGGGUGCCCACCACCACGGGCACCGAGGUAACGGCAACGGCGGUGGCAUGCCCCAUCACGGGGGCGCCUCGUUGCCCACCGCCUCGGACUUCCAGCCACCCUACUUCCCGCCACCUUUCCCCUCGCAUCAUCACGCGCCGAACAGUCCCCAGCAUCCGGGACUCGGACAACCCCAGCACCUCGACUACCUCGUCGGUGACCCCUACACCCAAACCCUCAACACCCUGCACCAGCACCACUACAACCACCUCAGCGCGGCCGUCACCGCCGGGCAGAGGAGUGGCGAUCUCAGGAGGGACACCGAGGCCAUCCACGUUACAAACAUGCACGCGUCGUUUCCAUACGACAGCGGUAGGAAUAGCGGCGGGGGCGGAGGUGGCGGAGGCGGUGGAGGCGGUGGUGGCGGCGGAGGCAGCGGCGGAAGGGGCGUCGAUUACGGGGCGGUGAGGCGUCCCGACGCUCUGCUGCCACCACCCGGCCUCGACCAGACCGACCUCGUGCUGCACACGAGCCUCGUGGACGACCCCCAGGUGAGCGACGAUAACACAAACGUCGACGACGGAGGUUUCAUGAACGACCUGCCACUGCUGAAAAACAUGAAACCAUCGGAGCGAGGAGAGAAGGCAAUGCUGUCGGGGAACGCGCAGCCCUCGGAUGUCUUCUGCUCAGUUCCUGGAAGGUUAUCGUUACUAAGCAGCACCAGCAAGUACAAAGUCACAGUCGCGGAAGUCCAGAGACGACUGUCGCCGCCGGAAUGCUUGAACGCGAGCUUACUCGGCGGUGUCUUACGAAGGGCGAAAUCCAAAAACGGCGGACGACUCCUCAGGGAGAAGCUCGAGAAAAUCGGACUGAACCUUCCCGCCGGCAGGAGGAAGGCUGCCAACGUCACACUUCUAACGUCCUUGGUGGAAGGAGAAGCAAUCCACCUGGCCCGAGAUUUCGGCUACGUCUGCGAAACGGAGUUUCCUGCGAAACAGGUCGCCGAGUACCUGAGCCGGCAGCACUGCGAGCCACAGGACUCCUACAGGAGGAAAGAACUUCUACACGCCACCAAGCAGAUCACCAAAGAGCUUAUGGACCUUCUGAAUCAGGACAGGUCACCCUUGUGCAAUACCCGACCGCAGCACAUCCUGGACCCGAGCAUACAGAGACACCUCACGCACUUCUCUCUGAUAUCGCACGGUUUCGGCAGUCCUGCCAUCGUCGCGGCUCUCACAGCAAUACAGAAGUUCCUAAGCGAGUCCCUGAACCACCUGGAGAAGAUGUACCCGGGAAACGGUAGCGGCGUGACCAGCAGUCAGCAGUCCUCCCUCGACGUCAAGAACAAGGACGGCAGCUUAAUGAACGACAUGAAGAAGUGACGCCCGGACGACCCGCCGACCUCGAACGUUGUCACCUCGAUAAGGCACUCAUGGCCUUACAAUUGAGGCGCCGUCUCGCCUCGAUAACCAGCGGCCAGUCGCCGUCGAUUUUUACCGAUCAAAUAGACGACGAUUUUUAUCCGAAGAGGGAGAGAGAGAGCGAGGAUCGGCCGGUCGAGUACUUAGCAAACGAUAUUAUAUACUUCAAACUCGCGCACAUCGAGGAGCCGAGAGCGACGAACACUUUAUAUACGUAUACAAAAUUUGUACGAUGUGUGAGGGACGACGAGACGGGAAGGAGAAAGGGUUGAGGAUAUCGUGCGUGAGAGGUGAAAAAAAUUCCACAAUGCCGUCCGAGGCUACUAUAUAAAUGGGAACGAUCGCGCGAGCAAGACGCAAUUCGUGUAAUAUAAGUACAUGUAUGUGCGAGAUCAUUAUGCAGGUGCCGCCGCUCAGUGGAACUAUUAUAUAAUAUGCGAUAUCGGACGGGAGUCGUCGUCAGUGAUGCGGCUUUGUCGUCGUUGUUGUUGCUGUUGUUGUUCAGGGUACUUUCGGAAGGAUCUCAUGCAUAUGUAUAGUUGUGCAGCAUUAUUUCGCGAGGAAUCUACUCGUAGAAAUGAAAGAGCAAAAUUCAUCGUUUCGAUUAGGAUCUGUCUCCGUAGCUUUGCACGUUUUUUUUGUUCGAAUUCCAUUGUACGAGACACACACACUCACGAUUUAUAUUGUAGAACGCAGCAGCUGAAUCGAGUUAUCGAAUUAGGGACCUAAUCUUUUUCACUUAACGAUAUAAAAUACGAGAUAUUCUAAAACUCAUAAGUAAUGUAAGAGAUGUAUACCAGAGAUUGUAAAAUUCGAGGUACUUUUUAUCGUUUAACAUAUUUCUAAGGAGUAUCGAGAAGGCUUAGGACAAUCUCUACGACUCACGCCCCUCCCACGCAGAAUCUCCGAGAAGAACACGAAAGGAUCAUCUUUUUUUUUAUUUUUACCGUUAAGAUAUACAAGGUGCGAGAAUAUUCUUCCCUGGUACGAUUUCUUUGCCACCUGCUCACGCAUACAGUGGUAUUAUAGAGACGUAGCGCAGAAUACCGCAAAUCUUUCAAUCAUCGUGCCAAUGCGUAAAAAAAACUUGCCAUUAUUGAGAUACGUGCCAAUUAUGUAGCGUCGACAGAGAAAAUGUAAUCGGACAUCGACGAGCCCGACGAUCUUGUAUAAUAAUAUAUAGGUCAAUGAGACGAGGAUGCGAGGGAGAGAGACGCGUAUUGUCUUACAAGAAUCGAGCGGCGAACACAUUCAAAUCGAGCUCUCGACUAUAUUAGGAGUAUAUAUACAUUCAUUUGGGUCUAAAAACCAAUCGAUCGCGAAUGGACGAAAUUUUUCGAUGCUGCAAGUCAUGAAUUUUAAUGGAUUUCGUCUUCGCCGCCCACGCUAUUUGCUCAAAUAUUUGCAAAGCGUAUGUACAAGCGUGCGUAUAUACUUAUACGCGUAUCGGGGAAAAUUAAUUUGCGCUUAACACGUUCGAUUAACUUUUUCAGCGAUAUACGUUGUAUAAGUACGCAGCAGCAGCGCGUAAUGGCGCGAUUUCCGCGCACGGUUGAAUCGGUCCACGAUAAAAAAGACGGGUUAAGUGUUACGCUUUGCUCGAGUCUCGGAAGAUAACAAGGUAAUAUACUGCAUGUCGUGUAUGUAUAUGUAUAUAUACUUCAAUACAUCUGUAAGUAUAAUGAGCGUGCGUAUAUAAGAAAAGAAAAGAAAAAUGAAGCAUACGCUCGGAUAAGCGAGAACGUUUUUCGCUUUCGCGUGAGAAUCGCAUGAAGUACAAUAUCAGGUGAACCUGAGACAUAUCUAACUUUGUAAACUAAAAAUCAUAGGAGUCUAUAUAAAGAGUAUAAUUUGCAAAUUGCGCUCUAAGUUUAAGUGAACAAAAUGAUGAAAAAAAGAAUAAGCUUGAGAGCAUUUGAUGCUCCAAGGUAAACCUGUACAGAGCAUUUGAAUCUUUCUUGUGAUAUAAUCAUAUACAAUUUAUUAAGAUACGAUAUAAAUACAUAAU
Molecule: messenger RNA, 4147 nt
Organism: Nasonia vitripennis (jewel wasp)
Lineage: Eukaryota; Metazoa; Arthropoda; Insecta; Hymenoptera; Pteromalidae
Gene: TfAP-2
Product: transcription factor AP-2-epsilon
Exons: 12
Coding region: 616-2100 (494 amino acids)
Biological process (GO): regulation of transcription by RNA polymerase II; anatomical structure development; regulation of cell population proliferation
Cellular component (GO): nucleus
Molecular function (GO): RNA polymerase II transcription regulatory region sequence-specific DNA binding; DNA-binding transcription factor activity, RNA polymerase II-specific
Source: RefSeq, a predicted model, not a curated record